GCUGGGACUGCGUGGUGGGCGGCCCCGAGCGCGCCCGGCAGUGGCCGGAGCCCUGGGUGCUGCAAAGCGCGUCCCGCCGGGUCCCUGAGCGUCCCGCACCCUCGCCCCGCCAUGCUCCUGCUGCUGGGGCUGUGCCUGGGGCUGUCCCUGUGCGUGGGGUCGCAAGAAGAGGCGCGGAGCUGGGGCCACUCUUCGGAGCAAGUUGGACUCAGAGUCCCAAGGCAAGUCAGACUGUUGCAGAGGCUGAAAACCAAACCCUUGAUGACAGAAUUCUCGGUGAAGUCUACCAUCAUAUCCCGUUAUGCCUUCACUACGGUUUCCUGCAAAAUGCUGAACAGAGCUUCUGAGGACCAGGAGAUUGAGUUUCAGAUGCAGAUUCCAGCAGCAGCGUUCAUCACCAACUUCACCAUGCUUAUUGGAGACAAGGUGUAUCAGGGUGAAAUUACAGAGAGAGGGAAGAAGAAUGAUGAUAGGGUAAAAGAGAAAAGGAAUAAAACCACAGAAGAAAAUGGAGAAAAGGGGACUGAAAUAUUCAGAGCUUCUGCAGUGAUUCCCAGCAAGGACAAAGCUGCCUUCUUCCUGAGUUACGAGGAGCUUCUGCAGAGGCGCCUGGGCAAGCAUGAGCACAGCAUCAGCGUGCGGCCCCAGCAGCUGGCCGGGAGGCUGAGCGUGGAUGUGAAUAUCCUGGAGAGCGCGGGCAUUGCAUCCCUGGAGGUGCUGCCACUUCACAACAGCAGGCACAGGGGCAGCGGGCGUGGGGAAGAUGAUUCUGGGCCUCCUCCAUCUACCGUCAUCAACCAAAAUGAGACGUUCGCCCACAUCCUUUUUAAACCUAGUGUAGUACAGCAAGCCAAGAUUGCCCAGAAUGGAAUUCUGGGGGACUUUAUCAUCAGAUAUGAUGUCAAGAGGGAACAGAGCAUUGGGGACAUCCAGGUUCUAAAUGGCUAUUUUGUGCACUACUUUGCACCUAAAGACCUUCCUCCUUUACCCAAGAAUGUGGUCUUCGUGCUUGACAGCAGUGCGUCCAUGGUAGGAACCAAACUCCGGCAGACCAAGGAUGCCCUCUUCACGAUCCUCCAUGACCUCCGACCCCAGGACCGUUUCAGUAUCAUUGGAUUUUCCAACCGGAUCAAAGUAUGGAAGGACCACUUGAUAUCGGUCACUCCGGACAGCAUCAGGGAUGGGAAAGUCUACAUUCACCAUAUGUCCCCCACUGGAGGCACAGACAUCAAUGAGGCCCUGCAGACGGCCAUCAGGCUCCUCAACAAGUACAUGGCCCACAGUGAUGGUGGAGACCGGAGCGUGUCCCUCAUCAUCUUCCUGACGGACGGGAAGCCUACGGUUGGGGAGACGCACACCCUCAAGAUCCUCAACAACACCCGGGAGGCCGCCCGAGGCCAGGUCUGCAUCUUCACCAUUGGUAUCGGCACCGACGUGGACUUCAGGCUGCUGGAGAAGCUGUCGCUGGAGAACUGCGGCCUCACGCGGCGUGUGCACGAGGAGGAGGACGCGGGCUCGCAGCUCAUCGGGUUCUACGAUGAAAUCAGGACCCCUCUCCUCUCUGACAUCCACAUCGAUUAUCACCCCAGCUCAGUGGUGCAGGCCACCAAGACCCUGUUCCCCAACUACUUCAAUGGCUCGGAGAUCAUCAUCGCAGGGAAGCUGGUGGACAGAAAGCUGGAUCACUUGCACGUGGAGGUCACCGCCAGCAACAGUAAGAAAUUCAUCAUCCUGAAGACGGAUGUGCCUGUGGGGCCUCAGAAGGUGGGGAAAGACGUCCUAGGAAGCCCCAGGCCUGAAGGCGAUGGAGAAGGGGACCCCAACCACAUCGAGCGUCUCUGGAGCUACCUUACCACAAAGGAGCUGCUGAGCUCCUGGCUGCAAAGUGACGAUGGGCCGGAGAAGGAGCGGCUGCGGCAGCGGGCCCAGGCUCUGGCCAUGAGUUACCACUUCCUCACUCCCUUCACCUCCAUGAAGCUGAAGGGGCCGAGCCCACGCACGGACGGCCUGGAGGAGGCCCACGGCAUGUCGGCCGCCAUGGGACCUGAACCGGUGGUGCAGAGUGUGCGAGGAGCUGGCACACAACCAGGACCUUCGCUUGAGAAGCCGUACCAGCCAAGAAUUAAAAUCUCUAGAACAUCAGUGGAUGGCGAUCCCCACUUUGUUGUGGAUUUCCCCCUGAGCAGACUCACCGUGUGCUUCAACAUUGAUGGGGAACCCGGGGACAUCCUCCGGCUGGUCUCUGAUCACAUGCACUCUGGUGUGACAGUGAAUGGAGAGUUAAUCGGGGCACCCGCCCCUCCAAAUGGCCACAAGAAACAGCGCACUUACUUUCGCACCAUCACCAUCCUCAUCAACAAGCCAGAGAGGUCGUAUCUCGAGGUCACACCAAGCAGAGUCAUCCUGGAUGGUGGGGACAGGCUGGUGCUCCCCUGCAACCAGAGUGUGGUGGUGGGGAGCCGGGGGCUGGAGGUGUCAGUGUCGGCCAACGCCAAUGUCACCGUCACCAUCCAGGGCUCCAUAGCCUUUGUCAUCCUCAUCCACCUCUACAAAAAGCCGGCACCCUUCCAGCGACACCACUUGGGAUUCUACAUUGCCAACAGCGAAGGCCUUUCCGCCAAGUGCCACGGACUGCUAGGUCAGUUCCUGAACCAGGAUGCCAGACUCACAGAAGACGAUGCAGGGCCCAGCCAGAACCUCACUCACCCUCCGCUCCUUCAGGCGGGAGAGGGACCCGAGGCCGUCCUCACGGUGAAAGGCCAUCGAGUCCCAGUGGUCUGGAAGCAAAGGAAGAUUUACAACGGAGAAGAGCAGAUAGACUGCUGGUUUGCCAGGAACAAUGCCGCCAAACUGAUUGACGGGGAGUACAAGGAUUACCUGGCAUCCCAUCCGUUUGACACAGAGAUGACACUUGGCCGGGGAACUGUCCAGGGAGCCCUGAAGCUGGCAGCCUCAAGGACGUAAGUGCAUGAAGGACGGUGAUGUGGGGAGGCCGUGGAGCAGCUCUUUUCGUGGCUUAUACUUGCCUCAGCUCCUGGCAAUUAGCUGGACUCCAUGACCCACUCCGGGUGCGGCGUAGAUGUGACGUCUGCCUGGGCGAAGGGGAAGGGUGGGAAGCCUGCGUGCAAAUGCCAUUUCCCCAGCUCCUCCUUCCUGCCUCUCCCCACCCUGCCCGCGUCUACAGAGGGGAGACCAGUCAUUGCUAAAUGCAACCAAAGUCUGUAUCUUGUCCCAACCUGCUUAUCCGUUUUGUUAGCCUACCGGUAAAGUAAGCCUUUCUGGUGGGGGAAGGUUGCUAUGAGUUUGUUUUCUUGGUGGAAAUGGCCAAGUGUGGGCCCUCUGCUUUUUGCCUUACACUCAUGCUUAGGAAGCUGUCUUUUCAGUAGUGUUGCAGCCUCCAGAGGUGCGGCCAGCCUCUACUGCAAAGGACUCUGUCACUGAGUUCAGGCCACCAACCAUGCAAGUAGCUGAAACAUUUGAUCAUUGUAAACCAUUAAGUCUUGUCUUGCGAGAGGUUUUUCUUCUGCUGUGGUCUCUUGCCCUUAAAAAUUAGUUUUCAUUAAAAAGAAAUUUGAUUGAAAAUAGAAA
Saimiri boliviensis boliviensis (Bolivian squirrel monkey) is the source of this 3588-nucleotide messenger RNA. RefSeq names its product inter-alpha-trypsin inhibitor heavy chain 5 (gene ITIH5). Gene Ontology annotation, biological process: hyaluronan metabolic process. NCBI's taxonomy places the organism in Eukaryota, Metazoa, Chordata, Mammalia, Primates, Cebidae. The record is from RefSeq and is a predicted model, not a curated record. Gene Ontology annotation, molecular function: serine-type endopeptidase inhibitor activity.